CCACCGGUCGGUCCCCUCAGAAUCCACGCUCGCUACUCGACGUCGACGCGACGCUUCCCACCCUUUCCCCAUCGGUUGACGCGUCCCACCGCCACGCGCUCCCCUUCCCCGAGACGGAGAUGGCGGCCAUGGGCGGCGAAGACGCGGCGGCGGUGCGCACGGAGGAGUCCCUCUCCGGCGGCGUCGACGUAUGGAGCGACGCCGUCUCCUCCCACGCCCCCGACCAUCUCCUCGUCAUGGUCCACGGCAUCCUCGGCAGUACUGGUGACUGGCAAUACACAGCUAACGAAUUUGUAAAGCAACUCCCUGACGAUGUAAUCGUGCACUGUAGUGAAAGAAACAUGUCAAUGUUGACUCUAGAUGGAGUUGACAUUAUGGGGGAACGCUUGGCAGAUGAGGUGCUUGAUGUAAUUAGUCGAAAGCCAGAACUCACCAAGAUUUCCUUUCUCGCACACUCCGUUGGAGGGUUAGCAGCAAGAUAUGCAAUUGCAAAACUUUACAGAGAACCAAAUGGCGCGUCUGAUGGGCGAGCCAAAGGGACCAUCUGCGGGUUGGAAGCAAUGAACUUUAUUACUGUAGCAACGCCUCACCUUGGUUCACGAGGGAACAAGCAGGUUCCUCUCUUGUUUGGAUCCGUUGCAAUGGAAAAGGUUGCUUGCCGUGUCGUCCAUUGGAUAUUUAAGAGAACUGGUAGACAUCUCUUUCUAACUGACGACGAUGAAGGCCAGCCACCACUGUUGCAGCGAAUGGUUGAAGAUCACAGCGAUCUCUACUUUAUAUCUGCUUUGCGAGCAUUCAAGCGACGAGUGGCAUAUGCAAACGCUGACUGUGAUCAUAUUGUUGGCUGGAGAACAUCAUCUAUUAGAAGAAACACUGAGCUGCCUGAGUUGGAGGUAUCCUCUUCUGAGAAGUACCCCCACAUUGUACAUGAAGAGCACUCAGAAGAAAUUGAUGAUGAGAAGUGCCAAGAUUCCAUGACAGACUGUAAUUUGGACAUUCUGGAAGAGAAAAUGGUGACAGGACUUCGAAGAGUUUCAUGGGAGAAGGUAGAUGUGAGCUUCCACACCAGCAUGACGAGCUUCGCGGCACAUAGCACUAUUCAGGUGAAGUACGCCUUUAUGAACGAAGGUGCCGAUGUCAUACAACACAUAAUAGAUCACUUCCAAGUCUGAGAAUCUCCCACACCAUAGGUUUUCCUGACACGCGGUCCUUACCCCUGCCAUGCUGAUCCAAACGCAUCUGCUUGGCAACUAUGGAUCUGCAGAGUGCAGAGGCAGCUAAUCUCGUAUAAAUUAGAUUCAGAUGCUUCUUGUGUUGUUGUGUAACAAUGUCUCAAAACUGUAGAUAAGAGGAGCGCCACGAAAAAAGGCCAAAAAAAAUAUUGUACCUGUACAUUAUGUCAGAGGAGAGAAAAGUCCGUUCAUGCCCAGAGUUUUGUCUGGGAUUUUCUUCUUC
Phragmites australis (common reed) is the source of this 1455-nucleotide messenger RNA. RefSeq names its product lipid droplet phospholipase 1-like. NCBI's taxonomy places the organism in Eukaryota, Viridiplantae, Streptophyta, Magnoliopsida, Poales, Poaceae. The coding region runs from base 120 to 1172 and encodes 350 amino acids. The record is from RefSeq and is a predicted model, not a curated record. The transcript is spliced from 10 exons.